Messenger RNA from Sardina pilchardus (European sardine), 3649 nucleotides. Its product is annotated as probable E3 ubiquitin-protein ligase HERC4. The record is from RefSeq and is a predicted model, not a curated record. Gene Ontology annotation, molecular function: guanyl-nucleotide exchange factor activity; ubiquitin protein ligase activity. Gene Ontology annotation, biological process: protein polyubiquitination; ubiquitin-dependent protein catabolic process. NCBI's taxonomy places the organism in Eukaryota, Metazoa, Chordata, Actinopteri, Clupeiformes, Clupeidae. Gene Ontology annotation, cellular component: cytoplasm. The transcript is spliced from 24 exons. Bases 213 to 3254 code for a protein of 1013 amino acids.
CCUGCCCUGACCUUGCCCAAAUGAUACAUGAAAAUGAUGAGUAACUGUUUCAGUAUCGACGAACCAAUAGGCUACAAUAACACUAACCUCCAUUUUACUGAAAUAACUUGAACGUAUAUUUUGUUAUUCAUUAAAAUAGCAUCCAAAGCAUCUUGCGCGUUGCUGAUGAGGGCAGCUGGAAGAUAACUCAUACUUGGAUAAUAAUUGUUUGAAUGAUGUCAAUGUUUUCUUGGGGAGCAGGAUCCCGUAAAGGUUUGCGUAGGUCUGAUGCCGUUGUGGAAUCGCACUUUGGAGUUCACUUUGUGCGUCCGAAAUCCAAAAUUCAAGACAUUUCGGUUGGAAGAAGAAUUGCUGCCUUUUUACGCGGCGAUGGAAAUGUCGACUAUCUCUUGAGUGUGGAGAGUUCGGACGGAAAAGCAAAACCUGGAAAACUAAAUUCCCUCAACUUGAAAGAGAAGAUUAAAGAAAUAUGCUGUGGGGAUGCGCAUGUUGUCCUCAUUUCCCAUGGCGGAAAGGUUUUUCUCAUGGAUACAACUCAGAUCCCAAGGUCGGUGCAUAUGAAAGGCCUCAGCAGUGAACACAUCACUCAGGUUUCAUGUGGGGACCAGCAUUCGAUUGCUCUUUCACAGGAUGGGCAGGUCUUCACGUGGGGCCUGAACUCCAACGGUCAGCUGGGUCUGGGGAAGGGGGAGCCCAGCACCAUGUCCCCCCAACCCCUAAAGUCUCUUGCGGGGAUCCCCCUGUCUCAGAUCAGUGCUGGAGGAGACCACAGCUUUGCCCUGUCCCUCUCAGGGGCCGUGUUUGGCUGGGGCAAGAACAGCGCUGGGCAGCUGGGCCUAGGAGACCUCUCAGAUUGUCCAGAACCUGUUGAUGUGAGUUGCUUAAGUCUCAAGAAGACCAUCUUUAUUUCAUGUGGAGCGGAACAUACUGCCAUCCUUGUAAAGGAUGGUGGGGUGUUUACAUGUGGAUCAGGACGUUAUGGCCAGCUGGGGCACAACUCCUUCAGAGACGAACUGAGACCACGACUGGUGGCUGAACUCUGGGGCUCAAAGGUGUCUCAGAUUGCCUGUGGAAAGCACCACACCCUGGCGUUGGUAGGAUCCUCAAAGAUUUACUCAUUCGGACGUGGUGACCAGGGGCAGCUUGGAAAUGGACAGAUAGUCAAUCAGUGUGUUCCUCUCGCUACUUGUGCACUUGUCACCAGCGUGGAGCAGAGAGUAAUAAAACUUAUUGCUGGAGGGAAUCUCUCUUUUGCUUUAUGUGAUUCUACUCAGGAAUGCCAGAGAGGCCCAGCCAAGCACAAACCCACCAUAAGAAAGAGGGAAGCACUAGAUGAGAAAAAGAUUGACAAGUGGAUCUUUGGCUGUAAUUCCUCCUGGGAAAGAAUCCAGAGUGAAAUAACAGAAAUAUUUUCAUCUGCUUCAAGCAUCAAUGGAAGCUUCCUUGAGACAGGCUGUGAUGAACAUUACAAAACAUCAGCUGGGUACUCUGGGCUGGAUCUGUCUCUGGCUCGUAUUGCUUUUGAGAAGCUCUCCACGACGAAAAAGGAGAGGAAAGUCGUGCUGAAGGUCAUUCAAGUUGUUCAGGAGGAUCUGCUCCCGUCGCUGAGCCCCAGCCCUGCUGGAGUGGAGGGCCUCAGAGUUUACCUCAUCCUGCCGGAGCUGCUCAGGGUGCUGCUCAAACACCACAUGGGGACAGACCUCGCCGUCUCAUUGGCCGAGGCCAUUCUCAGGCUGCAUCCUGAUUCGCUAAAAGCCCUGGAGAUGCUUUGGUCCAGCCUGUCUGACUCUUUCAUUGGAGCACUUGUUAAAAUGUUUCGCUCAGUGUGUGAAACAUUACUUGAUGGUAUCCCCAAAAGACUCUUUGGUCCUGAGGCUUUGCAGAAAGUGUUGGAAGUCCUACAGAGGAUCUAUGAGGCUACACACAGAAGAAAAGUUCCAGAAAACAUGUUCCAGAUCAAAAAUAUGAAAAUCAUCCUUGCUCAAAUGUGCAGUAGGCUGGAAGUCCUGAAAGUUGAUUGGGAAGACUAUUAUGAAUUUGAUGAGAAGGACUUAAUGGACAUAGAUGCGAUAUACCAAGAAAUGUCUGCAAUUGAGACAACUUUGAAGAUGUUGGAAUCAUAUCCCUGCAUCUUUGACUUUGAGACAAAAUAUGCUGCUCUUAAAGGCACCGCUGCAAAGAUAAAAGAAUCUAGCUCCGUCGACUUCUUUGACUGGUUACCACGAGUCAAAUUUAAGCUGACGGUGAGGCGAACUGAACUUCUGAAGAGUGUCCUCAGUCAGCUUCGCUCAGCAGACCACAUUCAAUUCAGGCGCCCACUAAAGAUUAAAUUUGAGGGGGAAGAUGGUAUGGAUAUUGGUGGCGUGUCCCGUGCCUUCUUCAACCUCAUUACAAAGGCAUUUUCUACUGAGGAAAGCAAGACGUUGGAAAUCUAUGAUGACUCCCAGUGUGUCUGGUUCAGACCAGAUCAUACAGUUUGCAAGGGCACCAGUGAAUCCCUUUGCCUGGGCAUGAUCUUUGGGAUGGCACUGUAUAAUCACUACACAGUCAACUCCAUCUUUCCACAAGCACUUUUUAAGAAGCUUUUGGGUCUGAAAACAACUUUGGAAGAUCUGGAGGAACUGUCACCAUGUCAAGCCAGGGGAUUGAAACAACUGCUGGAUGAAGAUGAAGAUGUUGUUGAUGAUCUAUAUUUGGAUUUCACCGUGAAGGGCCAUGACCUGAUUCAAAAUGGAGGGAAUGUUUUAGUAACCAAAGCAAAUAGGAAAAGAUAUGUUGACUUGUUCGUGGACUAUGUGCUCAACACAUCUGUCACUCGGCAAUUUGAAGACUUUGCCAAGGGCUUCGACCUGGGCUGCCCAUGCAGGACAUGGAGGAUGUUCCGUCCGGAUGAGCUGAUGAACGUUCUCUGUGGAGAGGUGGAGUACCAGUGGGAGGAGCUGCAGAAGAACGCAAACUGUAACCCCACUGACAAAACAGUUGAAGAUUUCUGGAAAGUUUUCUUUGAGCUUUCUGAAGAAAACAAGAAGAAGUUUUUAUCCUUUGUUCGGGGAACAGACCGGUUACCAGUGGGAGGUCUUGCCCGGCUCCGUCUGACUGUCCGAACGCUGAACAUAGCCAACGCUGAUGAACACUAUCCACAGGCUAGCACAUGUUACACGUGCCUGGCACUUCCAAAUUACAGCACCAUCGACACACUGCGAAAUAAUCUAAUCCAGGCUAUUAAUCAUUGUGAAGAGUUUGGUCUUGCCUAAAUGGGCUGGAUUCCUAUAUGCAAUAUGUAGUUCUUGCUGUGAAAACAUCCACCACUUAUACAGUCCAUAUUGGUUUGUUCCAUUCUGUCUAUCUAAUGUUAAUUUAUUUCAUCCUAAAAAUAAAUACAUGCUUAAAUACAGUCUGAAACAGGGCAAUAUCAUCACAUUAAAAUUGCAUUACACACACACACACACACACACACACACACACACACACACACAUAUAUACAUAUACUGUACAGUGGAGAUAAAAUGUAUUUGAUACUAUACUAAAGUUGCCUAAAAAGAGGAAUAUAUAAUCAUCAUUUGACAAUUGAUCCUAAUGCCUUAAUUAAAAAUAUGAGUAAAAACCAAACCGCUAAGGACACCAAUUUUCUUUGUGAUUGAAGAAUGUA